AUGAGUGAUUCUGGAAGUGAUAAGGAAAAAGGAAUUGAACUGGCAAGCUAUGUGCCUCCAGCUACUCAAGCCGCUGAUGAUAGUGAAUAUCCUGCUUACCACACUGACGAUGGUAAGGACAGUGAUCUCCAUGAAGAAGAGCACUUCGAAGCACUUCCAACUGUUUUAAAGUCCACUAGUACAUCUAUGGGUGUUAGAAAGUCUGAAAUUAUGGCAGACCAGUACAAAAGUCCUUAUUUAAGAGUCUUUUUCUUCGUCACCACUUUUUGUGUUGCUUAUGCUUAUGGUUUAGAUGGUACUAUUAGAUACACUUUCCAAUCAUAUGCAACUAGUUCCUAUGCUGAACAUUCUCUUUUAUCUACUGUUAAUGUCAUCAGAUCAGUUAUUGCAGCUGCUUCUCAACCAGUUUACGCUAGAUUAUGUGACAAGUUUGGUAGAUUACAACUUUUCGUUAUUGCAAUUAUUUUUUAUGCAGUUGGUACUGUUAUCGAAUCUCAAGCAUUUGAUGUACAGAGAUUUGCAGGUGGUGCUGUGAUAUAUCAAAUUGGUUACUCCGGUGUCAUGAUUAUUUUACAAAUUAUGUUGGCAGAUUUCUCCAACUUGAACUGGAGAUUGGUUGCAUCUUUCAUCCCAGCUUUACCUUUCAUCAUUAAUACUUGGGUUUCCGGUAAUGUAACAGAUGAAUUGUUGCAUGCUCAUUCAUGGAGUUACUCAAUUGGUAUCUUUGCAUUCAUUUUCCCAUUAGCUUGUGUCCCAUACCUUGCUUGUUUAGUACACAUGUUAAUUCUUGCACGUAGAACUGAAGAAUGGGCAGAGUUAACCAAGGAUGAAGAUCCAACUUGGGCUAGUUGGAAAAACAAUUGUGUUGUCAACUUUUUCCGUUGGACUCACUUGAAAUCUUUAUUCUGGGAUUUAGAUAUAAUUGCAAUCUUACUCAUAAUUGUAAUUUUUGGUUGUAUUUUGGUCCCAUUCACUUUAGCAGGAGGAGUAUCAGAAACUUGGAAGGAAGCCCAUAUAAUAGUGCCACUUGUUAUCGGAUUUGCUGUCCUUCCUCUCUUAUACAUCUGGGAAGCUAAAUUCUCAAGAUUCCCUGUCAUUCCAAUCGACUUGGUCAAAGAUAGAGGAGUUUGGUCCGCCCUUUUUAUCGGUUUGAUGAUCGAUUGGGUCUGGUAUAUGCCAAAUGAUUAUAUGUACACGGUCUUGGUUGUUGGUAUGAACCAAUCAAUCAAAGCAGCCACUCGUAUUACUUCAUUGUAUUCUUUCGUUUCAGUUAUCACUGGACCUCUCUUGGGUUUUGUCAUUGUCCUUUUCAGAAGAACUAAAGCCUUCAUUAUGUUUGGAGUUGCAUGUUGGUGUAUUGCUUUAGGAUUGCUUGUUCACUUUAGAGGAGAUAACAAUGGAGUUAACGCUGAAAAAUAUGUUAAUGGUGUUAUUGGUGCUCUUUGUUUAUUAGGUUUCGGUGCAGGUUUCUUCACGUAUACCACGCAAGUUUCAAUCGAAUCUUGUACUAACCACGAAAACAUGGCUAUCAUCAUGUCUUUGUACUUAUCUUCUUAUAACAUUGGUUCAGCUUUUGGUUCAUCCGUCUCUGGUGCUGUUUGGACUAACACUCUUUACAAACAAAUUGUGAAAAAUUUUGAAGCCAAUAACUUAAACGUUACAGUAGCAACUACAGCUUACUCAGAACCUUUUACCUUCAUUUUAACUUCCACUUGGGAAACACCAGAAAGGCAGGCUGUUGUUGUAUCGUAUGCACACACCCAAAAGAUCUUGUGUAUUGUUGGUUUAGUUUUAUGUUUCCCAUUACUCCUCGCCACUUUCUUUUUGAGAGAUCAUCGUCUUGAAUCUGUUCAAUCCUUGGAUAUGACUGCAGAACACCAUUCAGAUGGAAUCAAGAAGAAUGGUGUUGUAGUCUUAAACAACAAUGACGACGAUAUCAUCUUAAACAAAUUGAAAUCACUCUUCGGUAAGAAGUAG
This is a messenger RNA of Dujonia railenensis, 1977 nucleotides long. The record is from the annotation of a GenBank genome assembly. NCBI's taxonomy places the organism in Eukaryota, Fungi, Ascomycota, Pichiomycetes, Serinales, Debaryomycetaceae.